Messenger RNA from Cooperia oncophora, 663 nucleotides. The record is from the annotation of a GenBank genome assembly. Lineage: Eukaryota; Metazoa; Nematoda; Chromadorea; Rhabditida; Trichostrongylidae.
AUGAUAACGAACACACCAUCUCGUAAGCCACUUGUUUUCGAGGAGAUCCCUGACGUACUGCCAUCAGACGUGUCGAAGAAGAAGAAGAUCACGAAGUUAGAAAAAAGAAAGAAGAAGGAAGAGAAAGCGAGACCGUCAGACAUUGGAAUUCCAGCCGUUGAAGAAUCGCCGGUCAAGCAUUCUUCAGAAUUGCAUGUCGGUCGAUUCGCUGGAAAAUUGGCAAUAGGAACAUAUCAGGAAGGUGGAAAGGGUGGUCGAAAAUCCGCCAGGAUGACCAUUCAGGAACAACUGCAUAAAGCAACACUACGCACCAAGCUAAGCGCAGAAGCUUCAAAACUCCUUCAACUCAGUCAAAGGGAGAGAUGGGAGGAACCUGUUGACAUAACACCAAAAUCCUUCUCGCUGUCGUUCCAGCAGAAACCCGACUCAAGAUGUGAAUCGGUUAGCUCUGGUACGAAGUCAAGUUUGCCUAGGAAAAAAGAUUCUAAACCUAAAAGCACUAUGAAAGAUCUAAAAGCGAUUUUUGCAAAAAAGUCAAAGGAACAUCUGGUGCCAAUACGAUUGAGCGGAGAGCACAAGGGUAAGAAGUCACGUCAAAACGUAAAAAAGCCACCCAGAGAAGCACCUUCCAGAGAAACUCAGGGUACUAAAGAGGCAGAUUGA